CUCACACUCUCGUUCGCGACGCCUCUCUUCCGCGAGCCAUUAUAGUGAUGGUUAGUGAGCAGAAACACCAGGCCACUUAGCGCUGCUCUAAAGACCACUUAAACCACCUUCGAACCAAUCAUGAGGUCAUUACCAUGUAUACAACAAACCAGUGUUCACUCCAGGUCGUGAAACAAACGUAUAUAUAUUCACAUAUAUACACACAUAUAUAUUUAUAGAUACAUCCUCUGAAAUCGAUUUCUGAAAGUUACCAUAUAAAUUGUACCAAAAAGUAUAUAUGAUUUUUCCUUUGGAGUUGUUCAGGUAUGAACAAUUCGUAUAUAAAGUCGUAUAUAACGACCAAUACUCAUAUAAUACAGCAUAUAUACACCAUUAAUAUACAACAAAAUUAGUAAAAAUACAGAAAGAAACCAAUAGUGUCAAUAAAGUGAAUUCGUGUGUUCAAUAUUAUCGAUAUUUUCAAAGAACUGAACAAAUUGGAGAACAGUUUUUGUUCAAGAUGAUAUUGAUGAAUAGAUGUGAACAGUGUGUGAAGAUGAUGAUGAUGCUCUCACUACUCUUCAUCUGCUCGCUGAUGAUACCAGCCGCAGCAUCACAGCAGGACUCAACAAACGAGACGCAAGAGGAAGAGAUGGAGGACGUUCGUGUAGUAGUCGGAUUCAACGCAUCUCUUCCGUGCAACGUUCGCGCCCACGACCACGACGCCCCGAUCCUGACCCUCUGGUACAUCGCAGACGGCGAGGCUCCUGUCUACAGUUACGACGAGAGACCCGGGAACCGCGGGUCCGGGUGGGCGGACAGGAAGGUGUUCGGGGAGCGGGCGGACUACCACGCCCACAGCACGCCGCCCGUCCUGCUCCUCGCCCACGCCACCGUCGAGGACGGCAGAUUCUACCGCUGUAGAGUUGACUUCCAGAACACCAGAUCGCGGGUCGCCUGGGUCAACCUGACUGUUAUUGUGCCGCCCACCAAGAUGGAGGUGAUCCCCCGCGUCUCUCCCGUCAAGUUGGGAGACAGGAACGACGUCAUCUGCAAGUCCUAUGGAG
Procambarus clarkii (red swamp crayfish) is the source of this 1046-nucleotide messenger RNA. Lineage: Eukaryota; Metazoa; Arthropoda; Malacostraca; Decapoda; Cambaridae. The record is from RefSeq and is a predicted model, not a curated record.